Messenger RNA from Cotesia congregata, 1386 nucleotides. NCBI's taxonomy places the organism in Eukaryota, Metazoa, Arthropoda, Insecta, Hymenoptera, Braconidae. The record is from the annotation of a GenBank genome assembly.
AUGGACAUGAGCAGCGAUUCGACCCCGACAAGGUGGUACGAGCCGCCUAGGAGUUCCCUCGAGUCCGCGGGUCCUGGAGGCGCGGGUGUGCCUGGAGUCAACCCUGACUACAGAAGUUACUACCCUCAUCCAGCACCGACGCCUCACCACCCCUCAGCUACCGCCCACUAUGCUCACAGUAGAAUGUCAGGAACCGGAGUAUCAGGAGCACCAGUGAGCCAGGUCUGUCGUCCACACUUCCACAGCGGGCACCCCUGGCUGUUGAGCGCCGAAGCAAAACCCUGGUCAUUUCCAGCCACAACCGCGUCGACGGGUGGCGCUGUAGAAGACAAACCUCAGAGUCCUCUGGGUUCCUCGUUACCUCCCACCUCCGUGAGCUUAUCGAGUCACGGGAUAAAUGGAGGGCACAACGCCUUCUCAUUUCCCCCGACGCCCCCGAAAGACGCGACCCCAGACAGCAUAACCACCAGCACGAGUUCGACCACCAACACCACCAACAACAAUUCGGGGAGCAACAACAACAGCAACAACCAGGGCUUGGGCGGCGGAAGCGAAUAUCAGGUAGCGGUAGCACACGUAGCGGCAAUGGGAGCAAUGGGAGCUUUCAUACAUCACCAAGACGUUUUGGGAGCGACAUCUGGGGGGUCAUGCGACGUAAAGCCCUCGGUGAUGCUGGGUCAUCAUCACGGUGCCCCCUCGCCUCCUCACCAGCACAAUUCUGGAAACAACAACGGAGCCGGCGGCCAGGUGAAGCAGCGGGAAGGUAAUAAUAACCAAUCGACGAAUAACGGUACCGGAGCUGGAGGCUCCAGCAACUCUGGCGUAAAUGGCCAGCAACAGCAGCAGCAGUCGGGAAAUCAACAAGCGAAUGCCCAACAGCAGCAACAGCAGCAGGAUUACCAGAAUCCUGGGGGCGCAACUUCGCCAUCGUGCAGGGACUCCUAUCAUCCCGCCUCCCAUCACCAUCAUCAUCAUCACGCGACCUCCAGUUCCCAGUAUGAUCCCACGGCGAGCGCUUACAACAUGUAUUCGCACCUUCAGUAUCCUACCCAUCACGCCCACAAUCCUCACAACGGAUCCUCGUUGUUUUCUGGGUCCCAUCACGCAACCGGCGGUGUACCCGGCGUUGUCAGUCCUGACGCAAAACUUCUUGGCUCCUCGCACGGAAACACCCCUAAUUCACCCGGUUCCCAACAACAGCAGCAGCAAAAGCCGAGGAACAAGUCCAGAACGUCCGCCGAGGGUCGCGAGUGUGUCAACUGCGGAGCAACUUCGACGCCACUAUGGAGAAGAGACGGCACUGGACAUUAUCUCUGCAAUGCCUGUGGGCUCUAUUACAAAAUGAAUGGACAAAAUCGACCGUUAAUCAAACCCAAGAGACGUCUG